AUGGACUUAGAUCUCCUCAAGGUGCAUCCCAGCAAGCCGGGAUGGGCGAAUCGCGUAUGUCAUCUCCUUCGGACACAAGGAUGUGCCGUGGUCGAGGAUGUCCUUUCUGAAGAGUCGAUCGAAGAGGUCAGAUCCACUUACGAGGAGGUUGCUGUCGAAAUGAAGGCGAAGAUUCCGCAUGGCAACCGCGGAUUGUACCGCUACUCCUUUGGAAUGGCGCAGAAGACGCGUCAAAUGUUGCACCACCGAAGCGUCGUGGUUCAGCUGCUGAACAACAGCUUCGUGGCGGAAGUUAUUCAACGGUAUUAUGGCGAAGGCAAUGUUGUGGUCUGGGGAGGGGCUGGCGAGCUCGUUUGUGCGCAGAACCACCAGUUUCAAAAGCUGCACUCGGACAUCGCAUUCGACGCUGGCGAAAGCUACGUGUCCGAAACGACAGCGCCCCACAUUGUCGCCAACUUCCUUCUUGAAGACCAGGCGGCAGACUUUGGGGCGACGCGCUUGCUUCCUGGGACUUUCAUGCGGCGCUGCAACUAUGACUUGGACGAUUGGGAGACCCAGGAUCCUUGGUGGCAGCUGGCGCCGCUCCCCCGCGGGGCUGUGAUCCUCAGGGACUCCAGAUGUCUCCACAGCGGCGCGCCGAACUACACAGACCGUGACCGAAUUCUGCCGAAUGUCGAGUUUUUGCAUCGGGACUACGCCGUCGAAACGAAGUCCCUGGAGCCUUGCUUGCCGAGAGAAUUUGUGCCGCUUCUGUCACAGCGCGUGCAGGCAUGGGUGACUGAGGAGCUUAUCUUACCAGAUGAUGCUGAUUUGGGAGUCGCCGACGAGGAGGAAUGGGGCAGUGACUGA
Messenger RNA from Symbiodinium sp. CCMP2592, 849 nucleotides. The record is from the annotation of a GenBank genome assembly. Lineage: Eukaryota; Dinophyceae; Suessiales; Symbiodiniaceae.